Pecten maximus is the source of this 846-nucleotide messenger RNA. RefSeq lists its product as uncharacterized. The coding region runs from base 101 to 604 and encodes 167 amino acids. The record is from RefSeq and is a predicted model, not a curated record. The transcript has 4 exons. Lineage: Eukaryota; Metazoa; Mollusca; Bivalvia; Pectinida; Pectinidae.
CGCUCGUUGACCUACUGUACAGAGCAAGGUCAGGCGCAAACUUAAAGAGUUAGGUCGGUUUCAUAGAUCUGAUAUACACUGGUCAAACGACUGCCCAGCGAUGUCUAGGAAGAUACUACUGGCCAUGGAUGGCAGUUCCCAUUCCGAAUUCGCCUUUGAAUGGUACAUUAAUAACCUGAUGAGGCCGAAUGACCAGCUUCUUAUAGUCAGCGCACUGGAACGCCAUAAUGGCCUGACGAAUGCCCUGGGUAGUGCUGACGUACAGUCUCUGUGUAAUAUUCUGGAUGAAGAGGCAGAUGAACACAAGACGCUUGUGGAGAAUUUAACAAAAAAACUGGAUUCCACGGGGUUAAAAGGGAUGGUUAAAACACAGCUCGGUAAGGCGGGAGAAAUAGUGAUCAAACUAGCCAAUGAAGAGCACGCUGACCACAUCAUUUGUGGCUCCAGAGGCCACAGCAAGAUGAGGAGAACACUGAUGGGUAGUCAUAGCGACUAUAUCUUACAUCACGCGCACGUGCCCGUGACAGUAUGUCGUCACCCAAAACAUUUACAUACAGCGACAGUUGCCGGGUCGCUUCACUCUCUUAACAGCAAUGACGGUUGAAAGGUACACAAACUGUAAAAAUGACAAAUGAACUCUUGAAUGUAAUAUUGUCUGCUUUGGAUCAAAUACUUCAAAUUUCCAGUUAGGAUUAUACAUCAUAGGUUCCGCGUCAAUGUUUUCAAAUACAAACAAUAUAUAUGAUGUUAAUUCUUUAGAAAUCAAGAGCCUCUUUGAUAAUAUAAACAUAAAAUAUUUGUAACAUGGUAAAAUGUUGUGAAUAAAGUUACUAUAAUAAUGUAUAA